Rana temporaria (common frog) is the source of this 1436-nucleotide messenger RNA. It is a transcript of the gene SLBP, whose product is annotated as stem-loop binding protein. The coding region runs from base 185 to 949 and encodes 254 amino acids. Gene Ontology annotation, molecular function: mRNA binding; histone pre-mRNA stem-loop binding. The transcript is spliced from 8 exons. Gene Ontology annotation, biological process: mRNA 3'-end processing by stem-loop binding and cleavage; mRNA transport. The record is from RefSeq and is a predicted model, not a curated record. Lineage: Eukaryota; Metazoa; Chordata; Amphibia; Anura; Ranidae. Gene Ontology annotation, cellular component: cytoplasm; histone pre-mRNA 3'end processing complex.
AGAGGCGGGGGCGCAGUUGGUGGAGGCGGGGCGACGGGUGUGUUUGUCGUGAUUUGGCCACCCCUUUUUCAGGGCUGUGGGGCGGUCCGGCGGCGGGAGUCCAGGAUAAGGUUUUAGGUUGUGGCGCGCUGAGCUCAGUAGGAGGAGAGCGGAGGCAGGAGAAGAAAAAGAACUCGGUGUCAUCAUGUCUCAUCACUGCAACAUCCGUACUGAGGAGCCAAGACCUCAACCACCAUCUCGCUGGUCUCAGGGACGCAAACGCCGAUCUGAUGGUAACCUUAGAAGACAUGAUGAAGACUCCACUGUAUUUGAUGAAAAACCUCCCCAAGACAAGCGUCCUGACAGGCUGACUUCUCGACGUUCCUUUCCUACCAGCUUCACCACCCCAGAAAGCCAUAGACCUGUGUCGAGAUGUAAGGACUGGGGGUCAGCGGUGGAGGAAGAAGAAGUCUUGAAAGAAUCUGUAGAAAAAGAUUUGGCCAGGUACAGGAGAAAGCUUCUUAUUAACGACGUUGGGCCAAGGGAAAGAAGAUUCUCUUCUGGAAGCUCUGAUUCCAAAGAUUCCUCCACUCAUGGUGAAAUGGAAACAGACUCGUCUGUUCUUGCCAGAAGACAGAAGCAGAUAAACUAUGGAAAAAACACAAUCGCCUAUGACAGAUACACAACAGAUAUUCCAAGACACAUGAGGCAGCCAGGUGUUCAUCCUCGCACACCUAACAAAUUCAAGAAGUACAGCCGCAGGUCAUGGGACCAACAAAUCAAGAUUUGGCGAAUUUCUCUACAUGCAUGGGACGCUCCUACUGAAGAAGGCGAUGAACUGCAGCCCUUUAAUGAGGACAUCGUCUCCACAGAAGAUACACCUGAAGACCUUUUGUUUGAAGGCACCCCAACCAAGAUCAGGAAAGUUGAAGCAGAAAACGGCUUGGACCUGGAAAUCAUGUGCGAUUGAGUUAUUUCUCCGCUUUCCUCCCAGCGGGUUUCAUGCACUGUAUAUAUGGGAUCUUUUUAUCUGCUCUGUGAAGGCAGAAGGUUUCCCCGCUGUUUAUUCUGCAAACUCAUGGACUUGUUGGCCACAUAAUAUAUACGCAAUACUGGUGCUGGCAGCUACAUAUUAUAGAAGCACUUGAUGCGCGAACAGCAGAGCUGUGCCUGGCCAAUUAUUUACUGGAAACAUUGUACUAUUGUGCUGGAUUCACUGGUCUAAGGUGGCACAGUUCCUGGAGCUCAUGAAAAUGGCAUUUAAGUUUUUGGUUUUACUUGGACUUUUAUUCUGUUUAAUAAUUUUUUGAGUUAUGGUUAUAAAUGCUAUUUAGUGUUGUGUGGCCAGAUUUCAGCUUCCGUUGGCCUUGAAAUUUAUGUAAAUCUAAAACCUGUAUUUCAGAAUGUUUGUAAUGUUUCACUGUAUACAAUUAAAGCUGAACUCAUUCACCAGCUGA